GGCGGGGGCAGGGUCUUUCCCCGUACAGCCCCGUAAGGAGGUCGGGGAGUGGGUGGAGGGACUCUGGCCGGCUCUUGGGCUCUGCCAGUCAACGGCGGCGGCGCACCGGCGCGCGGGCUAGCGGUUGGGCACGGCGGCGAGCGGGCAAGCGAGAAAGAAGCGCAGCGGCAGGAAUUUGUCUCAUCUUGAUGACCAAUGUUCAGUGCUGUUGUCUGUUCAGGCAGAGGUUGGGGGAAGGAUCUUAACAGAUCAAAACUCGAAGAAGUAUCGUGUGAGCGAAGUGUGAGUUAGGUGUGUUCACCUCAUAAUAGACAAUGACUACUGACGAGGCCACCAAGAACGAUGGAGAAAAUCCAACAGUUGCUCUUUCUGAACGAGGAGAAGACAUUACUCCCAAAAAAGACCGAGGUGUACUAAAGAUUGUCAAAAGAGUGGGGAAUAAUGAGGAAACACCGAUGAUUGGAGACAAAGUUCAUGUCCAUUACAAAGGAAAAUUGUCCAAUGGAAAAAAGUUUGAUUCCAGUCAUGAUAGAAAUGAACCAUUUGUCUUCAGUCUUGGCAAAGGCCAGGUUAUCAAGGCAUGGGACAUUGGAGUUGCCACCAUGAAGAAGGGAGAGAUCUGCCACUUACUGUGUAAACCAGAAUAUGCAUAUGGCUCUGCUGGCAGCGUCCCCAAAAUUCCCUCGAAUGCAACCCUCUUUUUCGAGAUUGAACUACUUGAUUUCAAAGGAGAAGAUUUAUUUGAAGAUGGAGGCAUCAUUCGAAGAAUUAAGCAGAAAGGAGAAGGCUACUCAAACCCAAAUGAAGGUGCAACAGUAGAAAUCCAUCUGGAAGGCUCUUGUGGUAGUAGGACAUUUGAUUGCAGAGAUGUAGUAUUUGUUGUUGGAGAAGGGGAAGACCAUGACAUUCCCAUAGGAAUUGACAAAGCCCUGGAGAAAAUGCAGAGAGAAGAACAUUGUAUUUUGUAUCUCGGACCACGAUAUGGCUUUGGAGAGACUGGGAAACCUGAAUUUGGCAUUGAGCCCAACGCUGAACUUGUAUAUGAAGUUAUUCUUAAGAGUUUUGAAAAGGCCAAAGAAUCCUGGGAGAUGGAUACCAAAGAAAAACUUGAACAAGCUGCUAUUGUCAAAGAGAAGGGAACAGUGUACUUCAAGGGAGGCAAAUACUUGCAGGCAGUGAUUCAAUAUGGGAAGAUUGUGUCCUGGUUAGAGAUGGAAUAUGGUUUAUCAGAGAAGGAAUCUAAAGCUUCUGAAUCCUUCCUGCUAGCAGCUUUCCUUAACCUGGCCAUGUGCUACCUAAAGCUUCGGGAGUACACCAAAGCUGUCGAGUGCUGUGAUAAGGCACUUGGUCUGGACAGUACCAAUGAAAAGGGCCUAUACCGGAGAGGUGAAGCCCAGCUGCUUAUGAACGAGUUUGAGUCAGCCAAAGGUGACUUUGAGAGAGUGCUAGAAGUAAACCCCCAGAACAAGGCUGCAAAGCUGCAGAUCUCCAUGUGCCAGAAGAAAGCCAAGGAGCACAACGAGCGGGAUCGCAGGAUAUAUGCCAACAUGUUUGAGAAGUUUGCAGAGAGAGAUGCAAAGGAAGAGGCUGGUAAGACAGUAGGUGAUAAAAUGUCAGAAGGGGUCCCCUCCAAGAAGAUGCAAGCUGUAGAAGAGCCAGUAAUGGAAGACAAGGACUUGGAAGACCAUGUAUGACAAAGUACAAAGGAGGGAGAGGGAAUCCUAAUGAAUUCAACCCCCUCCUCAAUGACUUCUGCAGAACUCAGGAUGAAACAAUGUUUAUUGUCAAGUUUGUUAUAGUCUAUGUGAUUCUGGACACAAACAGGCAAACUCGUAGCUUCCCAGAAAAUAGCCCCCUGCUGCUACCCAUUGCCCUCACUGAAGGGUCCACUGCAGGUGGUACAAAAAAAUAGACAGCAGCUGUUGGGGUGAGGAAGUUGGACCAGCAGCCUGAGUCCAGCUCAUUUGAGUUCAUGUCCCAACUUUUUAUAUCCAAGUUAGAGUACUCUAAGACCCUAGCAAUUUGGAACUAUUUGUUUGGACCCUACAUCUGGUGAUCAGAUUUAGUUAUGCUGUAGAGAGGCUUAGGACAAUUUAGAGAAUCUCUCCUUUUAUUGGGCUAUGAUCUACAUCUUUGGAGGGAGCUCCCAAACCAAUGAGACCACAGAUCCACUUGAGUAUUUGUGUGGGGAGGACAUUGGAGUUUGGUUUUUUGAAAUAACUGAAGUACUUACCAGUAUGACCCUACUGUUUUUAAAGAAGAGAACAAAUAUGAAGGAAAAUAGGCUGAGAUCAACUUGUGCAAACUACAUGGCAAACAGACCUGAGAGCUAAGCCCAGGAGGGGCCACCUGCUCCCUUAGCCUCCUCCUACCGACUCUCAGAUCCUGCAUUGCCUUCAUUUGGGUCUCUACAACCAGUUAGCCUUUCAGCAAACCAUUUGGGUUAGACUGUCCCCAUUUGUUAUUCAUGAACCCCCUCUCUCCUGCCACAGUGACUAGCAGACAGAGUUUGGAUGUUAGUUUUUCCCUUUUUUGGAUGAAGUCCUGAGAUACUGAAAUGUGAAGGAAAAAAGGAAUAGCUGUUUCUUUUCUUUAUCUCUUUCUCUUCAAAAGUCAUGCUAGAGGGAGGGGGGGAGUCAUACCUCCUGUUAGCACUGCUACUGCUCAAUUCCUCAUUUCCAUCCUAAUCCACAUUUUUAGGAAUUUAAAAUUUGUUCUUAUAAUAACUUAGAUCUGGAGUGGAUUUAUUUACAUAUCCAUUUAGAACCGAUACAACUUUUUGGGUUUUGUUAUUUAAAAGAUUACCAGAGUAUAAAAACAUAUUGGAUUGUUAAGAGUUUCGUUUACUCUGUUGUGGGAAAAAUUUGCUACUUUGAAAAAAAAAUAACAUUCUGUUACUUAGUUGUUUUUUUUUUUUAAACCAAGCCUAUGGGAUUUGGGCCUUUGACUUAAGGAUUUUAUGUUUUACAUAUGGGUUUAGCAUUGACAUCACUACUAGUAGCCAUGUUUUCUGUGUUCUGGACUGGGUGACAAGCAGGGAGUGAGCAAUGUGCUCAUUAUCAGUUAUCAGUAGAUAACUCAGGCUAGUUCCUAUCAUCUACGCACAGUACUGUGAGUACACUAGUUUUAUUUUUUAAAUAUUUCUAGAACUGAUCUAAAUGAGAUAAUAAAAAGAUUCAAAAGGACCCCACAUUGCAGCUCUCUACCUGAUGCCAUGAACAGUGUAAAUACUAUUAAAUUAGCAAUUUAGAACAAUCCAAUAUUUAUUAAGCACCUACUAUGAGCAUAGAGCAUUGGAAUAGUUGUGGGGGGAAAUUAAAAAUAAGAUUGCCCCCUACCUGCAUGGAAGCAAGUCUAGGAAUAUGGAGGGAGAGAUGUGACAUACAUACAUACCAGUAACUACAGUGAAGAACAGAAAGAGACGUGCAUAGGAGAGAUGCAAAGAUCAGUAGUACAAGAACUCCCAGGACAGAAAAUUCAUUCCAACUGGGGUGCCUGAGGAAGCUUUAUUCAUUCUUCAAACUUAUGCACAUCACUUUCUAAAAUCUUAGGCAACACUGUCAGUUCUUUUUUAAAAUCUUUUUUUAAAUACUUGUCAUUCUUUUGAAAUUAUCAAACUAAGUCAUCCCUCUACUAUUAGUUUCUAAACAAACCUGCAAACUUCUUUUCCUGUACAUUUCUCCUUUUGAACAGAUCUGGUAAAUCCUCUCCUGGGGUGUCCUGCUCUGAUGUUAACCAAAGCCAUACUGAUCAUUUCUCUCAUUUUUCUCUUGUAUCUUCACCAAAUAUUUCUGUAGGAAACCCCAAAAUCACCUGAGAAAACGAAAAGCCAGGAUUCACUUUGCUCAUUUGUACAGCUGCUUGGUAUUGAUGCUCGGCAGAUUAGAUCUUGGUGCUCAGAAGGCCAGAGCUAUGGAUUGGUUUCCAUACAAUCCAGUUCACUUCUCACUAGGAGAAGUUUAUUUGUUGUUGUUGUUUCUGGAGCAGAACUAACUUCAGCCAACUAUUUCCCAAGCUCUGCUGCUAGUUUCAAAGAGGGCUGGGCAAGUUUGCAAAACCAACAUUACUAGAGACCAUCCCUACUACUGGAAAACUGCUCACGUAUCUGACUGAAUCAAUAAUGUUGGCUUUGCAUAUCAAGGACAGCACAUUUCAUCUAUAAAGUAGAAGUCCCUGAAGCAUCUUUCUCUAGAUGGAGUACAGAGUGGUGAGUCUAUUUCCCAUAAAUAGAAAAUUAUUGUAUAGACUUGGGUUAUCCCUUUUUUCAAAAUGAAUAUUUUGAAAUGGGAGCAGGAUUGUAACUUAAGCCCGAGUAAACUUCACAAAAGGAGGUGUUUUCUCAAUUGUUGCUCUAAGGUCACCCUCCUCCCCCCAAAAAAAAGUUGGUGAAGGGGAAAGAAGGAGGAAAGGUAAUGGAAUCAAAUCAAUAGAUUAUUCAUGUUUUCAAAAUAAAUUGGAAUACAUUCUAUCUUUAUUCUGAUUUUAUAAUAGGUUCAUUGGAGAAAUUACAAGUUUCAGUAAGAAUCCACUUAAAUUGAAUUCUUUGUGAUUGACAUAUCUAUCUGAUACACACUAUGAUGAAGUGGAAAAAUUACUAGAUUUGAAAUCCAAAGACUUGAAUUCAAAUCUUAGGUGUAAUCUUAGUUUCCUUAUUUGCAAAAUGAGAUUGGACUAAACAGCCUUUAAGGUCUCGUCCAGCUCAAAAUCUAUGAACUUAUUAUAGCAACCUCUUUUUACCAACAUUUAUAUGCAUCCCUUCUAACUCAGAAAACCCAAUAGGUAGAAAAUGUAUUUCACUUGUACAAAAGACAGAUUGAAUCUUGUUGGAGAGCAGAAUUCCGUAAUCUUCCUUCUUUUACACUGAACAUCACAGAGGUCCUAGCCUUCAGUUGCAUUGGGCUAGGGUCUUGGGAUUUUAAAGUUCCUAAUCCUUAUCAUUAGUCAUUUUUACAGUACUUUCUUCAGCUUUCAUAUUUUUAUUGAACAGAUGUAUUUUUAAGCCCUUCCCUUCUAUCUUAGAAUCAAUGCUAAGUAUCAAUUCCAAGGCAGAAAAGUAGUAAGGGCUAGGCAAUUGGGGUUAAGUGACUUGCCCAGGGUCACACAGCCAAGAAGGAUCUGAGGCCAGAUUUGAACUGGGACUUCCUGUCUCUAUGCCUGGCUCUAACUACUGAGUCACUUAACAGCCCCAAAUAAAUAUGGUUUGUACCCAGGGAAUCCUCCUGGGCUUUGUAAUUUUGCUGAUUAACUAGAGGCACAAAAACCUGAUCAUUGUCUGAUGUCAAGUAUUUGAUAACAUAGACCAGGUUAUCACCCUUUAAACAACAGCAGCCACAGAGGUACUAAGCUUCUUCACACCUGUUUGACCCCUGCCAGCACAGUGAGCUUCUUGAGACUUGUUUCUUUUUUUUUUAACUCUCACCUUUCGUCUUAGAAUCAAUACUGUGUAUUGGUUCCAAGGCAGAAGAGUGGUCAGGGCUAGGCAAUGGGGAGGGGGGGGGGUUUAAGUGACUUGCCCAGGGUCACACAGCUGGGAAGUGUCUGAUGCCAGAUUUGAACACAGGACCUAAGACUUGUUUCUUCAGAGACUCAUUUCUAUACUCAUGUUACUGCUAAGACUACCAGAUAGGAGACUCAACAGUGGUUACAGAUUUCUCACCAGGGUACCCUACACAAUAAAAUCAUGAUUCAGACUUUAAAAAUGUCUUGCUCCAUGACCAUUUUUGUGACAAAAUGGACUGAGUCUAAAUUUGUCAAAACUUUCCAAUACCCCCUAAUACCAUUUAUUUUUCAUGGGAGGAGGGGGGAAGUAACUCUUGCAUUUAAAUGACAUGUGAGGGAGCAGCUGGGUGGCCCAGUGGAUUGAGAUGUAGACCUAGAGGCAGGAGGUCCUGGAUUCAAAUCUGGCCUUGGACACCUCCCAGCUGUGUGACCCUGGGCAAGUCACUUAACCCCCAUUGCCUAGCCCUCACCACUCUUCUGCCUUGGAGCCAAUACACAGUAAGAAGGUUAGGGUUUAGGAAAAAAUCUACAUUGGAAUAGACCUCUUAAGAGAAUGAGACCCAUAGAGCCUUAGCUUUGGAAAGAACUUCAAGUCAUCUACUAAGCCACUUAAGCAGCAAGAACUUAAUAAGGACCCAUUAUGUGCCAAGCACCGUCCUGGGUGCUGGGGAUAGAUACAAAGACAAAAAUGAAAUGGCCCCUAACCUGGAGGAGCUUACAGUCACUGGGAGGGAGGCAGGAAAAGCUGACAGACUCUAGCUUUGUAGCCUUGGGCAAAUCAUCUCACCUCUGCCUCAGGUCCCUCCUCUAUAAAUGGGGAGAAUAAUAGCACCUGUCUCACAAGGUUGUUUUGAAAAUUAAAUGAGGUCAUGUGUAAAGGGCUUUGCAAACCUUAAAGCUCUCUAUAAAUGUUAGCCAUAAUGUGGAGAGGAAGAGACAGCGUGGGGACAACUGGAGGAAAGGGCACUAAAAGCUGGAGGCAGAGGAGAAGGCUCCGCUUAGAAUGUGGCGCACGCUGCAUAAGGGAUUCGGAUAGGCAGAGCACAGGCACAAGUAGCAGGGAGAUCGGACUGUGUAUGAGGAAUACUAAGAAAGCCACUGUGGCUGGACUGGAAUGUGAGCAAAGAGAGGAGGGAGGGAGGGAGGUACAGGUGCUGAAGGAGAGGCAGAGGAGGAGCCUAUUGUUGAUCGGAGAGGUCCCUGGGAGCCAUUGGAAUUCCAGUAGUGCAGUGCCACAGUGAAACCUUCACCUUUGAAGAAUCAUUUUAAUUGUUGUAUAGAGGAGGAUAGAUCAGAAAGAAGGACUUAAGGUAAGAAGAACAGAUGGGGGACAGCUAGGUGGCUCAGUGGAAUCAGAGCCAGGCCUGGACACAAAAGGUGCCAGGAUCAAAUCUGGCCUCAGACACUUCCCAGCUGUGUGACCCUGGGCAAGUCACUUAAACCCCCCCCUCCCCAUUGCCUAGGCCUUCCCACUCUUCUGCUCUGGAACCAAUCCUUAGUAUUGAUUCUCAGGAAGAAGGUGAGGGUUAAAAAAAAAAAAGACAACCAAAUAGGAGAAUUCUGAUUGUUCAAAUAAUGGGGCCCUAAAUUUAAGCGAUAGCUCCACCUAAAUGGGUGGAGAGAAGAGAUCAGAUUGAAAAAUGACAAGAUUUGGCAACUGAUUAGAUGAGUGCCAUGAGGGGAUGUAAGAAGUAGAUGACAAGGAAGUUCCAAACCUGGGCAACUGGGAAGCUGUCAGUGACGCUGACAGGAAUAGGGAAAUUGGGAAGGGAGUUGGGGUUCAGGGGAAAAACCCAAUAUGAUUCUAUUUUGCACAUGGUGAUAAAUCAUUUCAGAAUUUCCAGUAGAUAGGGAGUAAUGCCAGAUUGGAAACUGGGGGGUGGAGGUGGGAUACAGAACUGGUUCUAUAGAUCUGGGAAAGAAGAAUUUAAAGAUAAUUAAGCCCAUGGAGUCAACCCAGCAUUUCAAUUGGGUUUUUUGUUUGUUUGUUUUUUAAUGGAGAGACUAGUUAUCCUUUUUAAAACCCAAUAAAGCAAUCUCAUUUAGGAAUGAACAGCUCACCCCAAUCAUGGAAGGGUACUUCCAGGUUCAUAAGACCUCUAGUAUACUAAGGGGAAAUAGGGUAUCAUCCAGCCACUGCACAUGCAAAUUAACAGCAUCUUGUGUUCUGAUUCCUGAUUAUCUGGAGAAAGGAACGUUCUCUGGUCCAUGCCAGAGACCAUUCUCUCACCUACCUCCUGGUGUGGAAGCUCCUUGCUUCCACAGCAGCCAAGAUAUUGACUGUGUGGAGAAGCUAACGUAGCAUGGGUGACAAGGAAAAUGGAGAGGAGGGAAAGGCGGUGCAUUGUCAAGUCCACCUCUCCCCUGAACCCUGGAUCUCAAGAGCAGUAAUGGCCUCACUAGGUUUUCUCAUCAGUGAAACGAAGGGAUUCGAAAAGAUGAUUUCUAAGCUCUCAGCCAACUCUCAGUGCCACAAAAGAUACAUAAGAUCAGACUGGAAGGGGCCUGAAAGGUCAUUUAGACCAUCAAUCUAAUUUUUUUAGGGAAAAAAACCAUAAAAUAAUUUGCCCAGAUUCAUCCAGCUAGAGAGAACAGCCUAGGAUUUGAGCCUGGGUCUACCUUCUCCACUAUACCAAGCUACCUCUUAAAGAUAAGAACAUUCAGACUUGAAUCUGGUCCUGAGGAAGUUGAGGCAAUGAAAGCCAGUGUUCAUCUGCCAAAAGUAGCAUGUCAUGAAGGAGGCAAAAGUAGAUGGCCUGCUUUGAAGGGGAAUAGGGAAAAAAUCAAAAUAGGUCCUGCCUGGCCUAGAGAUGGGAGGUCCUGGGUUCAAUCUGGCCUCAGACACUUACUAGCUCUGUGGCUGGGCAAGUCGCUUAGCCCUUACACUCUUCUGCCUUGGAACCAUACUUAAUAUUGAUUUUAAGACAGAAGGGAAGGGUUUUUGUUUUUUAAUAGGGCCAUCCUGGACCUGCCCUAGUACUAUCACCCAUCAUUGAGUACCAGGUGGCUUGAAUCAGCCCAGACAUUCUAGCCCUCCUUCUAUACAUGAUCCCAGUUAAAUCCAGCAGAGUUCCCCCCUCUUUAGCUGUUUCUACUGUUAUGAGCUAAAGGUAAGAAGGAACCAUUAGAAGUAGAAAAGAAAUAGAGAAAGUCAAGCCCUAAAUACACAAAGGUUCAUCAAAUAUUUCCUCACCAUCUAGAAAUUAACAUGGGGGUCCUGAACUUUUAAAAUAUUUUUAAAAAUUGUAACUAUUUCAAUAGAAUUGGCUUUCUUUGUAGUCCUUUGUAACUUAUUUUGUACAUUUAAAAACCUUAUUCUAAGAAGGUUUCACCAAAGGAAAUCCAUGACACAAAAAAAGGUUAAGAACAUCUGGGCUAGGGGGCAGCUGGGUGGCUCAGUGGAUGGAGAGCCAGGCCUAGAGACAAGAGGUCCUGGGUUCCAAUCUGGCCUCAGACACUUCCCAGCUGUGUGACCCUGGGCAAGUCACUUGACCUCCAUUGCCUAGCCCUUUCUGCUCUUCUGCCUUGGAGCCAAUACACAGUAUUGAUUUAAAUAUAUAUAUAUAUACAUAUAUAUAUAUAUCAAUACACAGUAUUGAUUCUAAGACAGAAGAUGAGGGUUUAAAAAAACAUCUGGGCUAGACUCUUUUUGAUAUUUUAAUUCAUUUCUGGGGUAGGGGUGGAAGUGGAAGCUGAAAAGAGUAUCUGGCAAUACAGCUCCUCUGCCAAAAAAAUCAAAAAGUGUUGGAGAAACAUGAGCAGCAGAAAGAGAAAGAAGUUCAGAAGGAGAUACAGAUAGAUAGAGCAAUGUUGAUACUACCAUGUUAAAUUUAUUAUAUACUUUUUAAAAAGAUGUAUGUUAAAGAAAUACAAGGUUUUACAUGCAAUCAUUUUUUCUAUUCUGUAUGUGGAAAUGUUUCUGGCUAUUUGUCAAGUUCAUAAGAAAAAGCAAAACAAAAAGAAAUAUCAAACUUU
This is a messenger RNA of Monodelphis domestica (gray short-tailed opossum), 9474 nucleotides long. It is a transcript of the gene FKBP5, whose product is annotated as FKBP prolyl isomerase 5. NCBI's taxonomy places the organism in Eukaryota, Metazoa, Chordata, Mammalia, Didelphimorphia, Didelphidae. The record is from RefSeq and is a predicted model, not a curated record. Gene Ontology annotation, molecular function: peptidyl-prolyl cis-trans isomerase activity; protein binding.